CGACAUGCUCAUGUGAUACACACGUGUUGCCUUUCGCGACUCCCAUGCGGGAAUUUCCCUCCAUAUUCAUCGCUUGCCACGUCAUAUAUCCGACGGGUAGCUGCCGGAUUUCAUUCCUCUCUCACUCUCGCUCUCUCAUAUUUCUCGCCGUUAAUCUCUCCACCAUCUUUCCAUGCUCGUUCUCUGAUAAUAUCUCUCUCUCUCUCUCUCUCAAACGGGGAGAACCUGCGUGAAAGGGAAAUCGCGAAGAAAGUGUCAGAAGAAAACGAAAGAGAUUGAAAAAGCAGAAGUCCCUCUCUCAGAGAUAAAGGUGAAAGUCGUUUGCAAUCGAAGAUCGUCCAAAAGCUAUUAAAAAAAGAGAAAAAGAGAGAAUAGAAAAAGGCGAAUGUAGAAAUCGAGAAGAGAAGACGAGAUAAAACCCUUCUCGGAUCGCUUCCUUUUUCUCCUUUUUAGGCAGCAUUUCUCUUCGAUUUCUUUAAUCGAAUAGAGAAACGAAGAUCUGCUCUUGGGAACGCGAUUCCUCGUAGAAAGGGAGGCUGAUUUCACGAGAUCCGAUUCAAACCCAGCGUUGGAACUGCACUGCACCCCUCUGGCCCACCAAUUCAAACAAAACCCAGAAGAAAAACGAAACCCUUCUAUUCCGCAAGUAAUUUCUCUCUGCCACAAGCGAAUGGCGUCGUCGUCGAAUUCACCUUGCGCUGCUUGCAAGUUCCUCCGCCGCAAGUGCAUCCCAGAGUGCGUAUUUGCACCCUACUUCCCACCGGACCAGCCCCAGAAAUUUGCCAAUGUACACAAGGUGUUCGGUGCCAGCAAUGUUACCAAGCUCCUCAACGAGCUCCACCCACACCAGCGUGAGGAUGCUGUGAAUUCACUCGCGUAUGAGGCUGACAUGCGCCUUCGCGACCCUGUUUAUGGCUGCGUUGGUGUCAUCUCCCUGCUGCAGCACCAGCUGAGGCAGCUGCAAAUGGACCUCAGUUGCGCGAAAUCAGAGCUGUCCAAGUACCAGAACGUUGGCAUCGCAGGGCAUGGCCUUAUUGCCGCCGCCGCUGCUGCCAAUACCCAGAUGGGUAUUGGGCUCGGCCGUGACCAGUUCUUUGCUCGGGAGCAGCAGAUGAUGAUGCGGAAUUAUGACUCGGAGAUGGCAAGGCUGGGCGUUAAUGGUGCAUAUGAUGCGAGCCUUCUGGCCAUGAACGUGUCUGCGAGCAUCGGGCCGUUGGGUCAGUUCCCUCAGCCACGGGCUGGUGGCGAUGAACGCCGGACCAUCGGGCCCUCUUAGGACUAGUGAUGAAUGGAUCUUAUACUCAGCUUAACUUCAUCACAGUUGUGUUAUUUUAGAGCAGCCCCUACUCGACAGAUUUGAUGACAUGCACACACCACAGGUUGGGCCCCACACGCAGGUAAGUGGACGGAACUAUCAUCUACAGCAGUUGUCGUGAAUCGGCCUCGAUUCAUUAUCUUUGUAAAUCAAUUGUGGAGAAAUUACUCUAUUUAAUACAACAUAUUAUAAGAUAUUGUCUUGCCCUAACUUGUUUUCAUAAACUUCCAGCUUAUGCUUUCAAAAGAAAUGCUACGAAUGCGCUAUCAGCAUUAAUUUCAUUAGAAGUUUAGCUGUAGAGAUCUCACACUCACACACGUAAAAGAUAUAAAUUAUAAAACAA
This is a messenger RNA of Magnolia sinica, 1658 nucleotides long. RefSeq names its product protein ASYMMETRIC LEAVES 2. The transcript is spliced from 3 exons. Lineage: Eukaryota; Viridiplantae; Streptophyta; Magnoliopsida; Magnoliales; Magnoliaceae. The coding region runs from base 671 to 1276 and encodes 201 amino acids. The record is from RefSeq and is a predicted model, not a curated record.